AUGUCCAUCAGAGCUCUACAUUAUGUUUUCAAAAUUGGGGAUCGGAAGGCCUCUUACGAUUUUUUCACAAAAGUCUUACAAAUGAAGGUGUUGCGUCAUGAAGAAUUCGAAGAAGGAUGCGCAGCAUCAUGCAAUGGUCCUUACAACGGAAAAUGGAGCAAAACAAUGGUUGGCUACGGUCCUGAAGAUGAUCAUUUCGUAAUCGAAUUGACGUAUAAUUACGAAAUUGGCUCUUAUCGACUUGGCAAUGACUAUAUGGGAAUUUUUAUCGAGUCCGAUGAAUUGCACAAAUCUAUCGAAGGUAGGCCGGAUGCAAGAAAACUGCCAUGUGGGAAGUUACAGGUGCUUUUCCCGUCUUAACU
Molecule: messenger RNA, 362 nt
Organism: Cylicostephanus goldi
Lineage: Eukaryota; Metazoa; Nematoda; Chromadorea; Rhabditida; Strongylidae
Source: the annotation of a GenBank genome assembly